Molecule: messenger RNA, 1833 nt
Organism: Manihot esculenta (cassava)
Lineage: Eukaryota; Viridiplantae; Streptophyta; Magnoliopsida; Malpighiales; Euphorbiaceae
Product: B3 domain-containing protein Os01g0234100
Exons: 7
Coding region: 146-1579 (477 amino acids)
Molecular function (GO): DNA binding
Source: RefSeq, a predicted model, not a curated record
UAUUGACGAAAUUUUGAAAGACCAUUUGCUGUUUUCCUUCAGUUUGCUUCACUAAAGUUGUCGCGGACAGCAACUUGAAAUAACUGCGGGAAAGCAUAGAAGGAAAAAGAGAGAGAGAGAGAACCCUGUCCUAACGUUUUACUUCAUGGAUGCCAGAGAAGAAGAAGGAGCCACUACUCCUGCUCCUGCUGCUGCUUCUGCUUCUGAGUCUUCUCCUCUUUCAACACAAAGCACCAUUUAUUCCUAUCCCAGGACUAAGAAAAGAAAGUCACGAGGGUCCAAGGCAAAACUGACCCAGAUCCAUGAGGAGUCUCCAGAACCUAAUAGCGGCACUGAACUUGGCUUAUGUGAUAAAUUCAGCAAGUCUACAAGCUACAAACAAAAGAGGGCUGUGGUCAAUGAUUUCUAUGAUGGCUCUGAAUCUAAGUCUUCUGCUAUGGAGCGGGCAGAAGAGAUUCUGGGAAGUUUAGAAGCUUCAUUACCUAGCUUUGCCAAGGCUUUGGUUCGCUCAAAUGUUACUGUUGGAUUUUGGAUGCAUCUUCCUAUGCGAUUUUGCAAACUACAUUUGCCAAAGCAUGAUACCUCGGUUUUCUUGGAAACCGAAAAUGGAGAAGAAUACGUAAUAAAUUAUAUUUCAGAAAGGACAGCACUGAGUGGUGGAUGGAAAGCAUUCUGCGCUGCACACGAGUUGCAUGAGGGUGAUGUCCUUGUUUUCCAUUUAGUCAAACCUUUAAAGUUUAAGGUGUACAUUGUGCGGGCAACUGUUUCAGCCAAAGCUAAUGGGAAGUUAGAUAUUCAGAAAGUGGAUACUCCUGAAAAACAAAUCACCACAGAAAAUCAAGCUGAGGAGGACAUACAAGAGCAUAAAAAGCGCAAGCAUUUGGAGCUUCCUCCAGCAGACCUGCAGAAUAAUAACCAGGAGAAAAGCCUAAUGGUUUUGAAUGAAGAGCCUAUAGCAACUAAAACUGAGAAUGACACUGAAGACCACAGCUUGAAAACGUCGGAAGUUGUCACAUCUUCAGGAUCUGCUGUUGAUUUUAAGGAUGUGGGAAGCAUUGAAAGUUUCAGCAUUCUCAUCAAUGGUCUGGCUUUAGAAUCUGAGCUCUCUUAUCAACAAAGGACUAAGUACUACGAGUUAUGCUGCUCACAAGGAUCAUUUCUGCAUGACAAUCUUCUCAAGAGUAUUAAUUAUAAAUUGGCAGCAGAAAUAAUAAUUGAAACUGUUAAUAUUUCAGAGGCCAUCAAAGCUUCCAACCUUACCAGCUCUCUUGCAGAUUUUGCGGUUUGGGACAAGACUCUAAAAGGCUUUGAGCUUCUGGGUAUGAGCGUUGGCUUUUUACGAUCUCGGUUGAGCCGACUAAUGAACCUUGCUGCAGAAUCAGAACAGGCAGUUGAAUCAGAGUGUAGAGAAUAUAGAUUAGAACAAGCUCGUAUAGAUGAUGAGAUGAGAAGUCUUGAAUCGAAGCUUAUGGAAUUGAAAGAGGAAAGGGAAAGGCUAGAUGCUGAGAUAGAGGCUCUGAAGGUGAAUGCAGAGAGGCAUGAGAGGAUGUUUCAGGAAGCAGUAAAUGCUCCAUGGUAGCAAAAUGGUUUCCUGAGGAACUCAAGCUUAUGUUCGAAGAAGAAAUAGAUGAAGGGGAAGCAUUUCUUAUCCUGACAAAGUACUAAUGUAAUAGGUGUAGGAGUAUUGUAAUUCAUUGUCAUUAAAUUAGUUAUAGUCAUGUGUUAUAUAUCAAGUAGCAGAGGAGAUACUGUGGGCUAUAUGGGUUCAUGAGUUCUUACCAUUUUGAUUCAUCAUAUUAAUGUGAAUUAUCUUAGGAGGCUGAAUUAUUAUUA